GAGCCGCUGGAUGUUGAUGUGUUGUAAGGAGGUGUUCCCACUCCUCCCCUCCCCUCCCCUCUCCUCUUCUUUCUCCCUCUCUCCUCCCUGCCUCCUCCGUGCUGCUCAUCCGCGGGGUCUCGGUGCGCCUCAGACGUGUUUGGCGUUCAGACUCCCAAGUUGCCCGAUGGCCCCCCACCACCAAAGGGACCGCGCUGACCAGACCAUCAGCCCCGGCUCCGAACUCUCCUAGCGAAGGCAGGACCCCCAUUCCCCCCCGUGGAGCCUGGAAUACCGCAUUGUUUUAUAAUUUCCAACCAGAGACAGGGAGGAAGGUGAUGAUGCUGAAGAUGAGCCCGCGAUGGUGGAUUUCCCUUUUGUGCGUCUGUGGACUGAUGCCCGUCGGUCACCAGAGCAGCGCAGAUUCACCAAAUGGAGACGCCUUGUCGGGCUUGAAGGCUCUGCGUGAUGCGGGCAGGUUCGUCGGGAAGGAGGACACGGUGCCUCUCCGCCUGCUCUACAGCAGACACAGCCACAGCCAGAUCACGCAGGAUGAGCUCAGCACCAGGGUGAAAGCCAGCCCCGGCUCCACACAGGUGAACCAUGUGGCCCAAGCAAGCUUUCAAGUUGAGGCUUUCGGGAGAGAAUUCAUCUUGGAUGUGGAGCUGAAUCAUGACCUGCUGUCUUCGGGGUACGUGGAGAGGCAUUUGUCAGAAAAAGGGAAAGCUGUCAUCACCAAUGGAGGAGAGCACUGCUACUACCAGGGGAAGGUCAGAGACAGUCCUCACUCCUUUGUGGCUCUUUCGACUUGUCAUGGAUUGCAUGGAAUGUUUUUCGACGGCAAUCACACCUACAUGAUUGAACCUGGAGGAGAGGACAGCAGCAAUGGCGAGGUCCCCAUUCACAUGAUUUAUAAAUCUGCAGGGGAAGACCUGCUCAAUGGUGACCUGCCGGAGCCGCCGUUCCCCAGCCCUCCAUUCCCCGGGUCUAAAGUAGUUCACAGGAGAAAAAAGAGACAGGCUCCACAUGUGUCACACAGUGUAGAGGAUGAGAUCAAAUACAUUGAGUUGAUGGUCAUCAAUGACCAUUUAAUGUAUAAGAAGCAUCGGCUUUCCGUUGGGCACACAAAUAACUAUGCUAAGUCAGUGGUCAAUAUGGCUGACAUGAUCUUCAAGGAACAGCUUAAUACUCGGAUUGUGCUGGUUGCCAUGGAAACCUGGUCAGCGGACAACAAGUUCAACAUCGACGACGACCCCAUGGUGACCCUGAGGGAGUUCAUGAAGUACAGGAAGGACUUCAUCAAGGAGAAAUGCGACUCCGUUCACCUCUUCUCAGGGAAUCGCUUUCAUAGCAGCUGGGGUGGAGCUUCCUACAUGGGAGGAGUUUGCUCUCUCACUAAAGGAGGCGGAGUGAAUGAGUACGGGAAAACCGAUGAGAUGGCCAUAACCCUCGCUCAGUCUCUUGGACAGAACAUUGGCAUCUUCUCAGACAAGAAGAGGAUCCUCAACGGUGAAUGCAAGUGUGAUGAUCGCUGGUCAGGCUGUAUCAUGGAUGACGUUGGCUUCUACCUGCCUAAGAGGUUCUCCGACUGCAACGUGGAGGAGUACCACAACUUCCUGAAUAGCGGAGGAGGAUCUUGUCUGUUCAACAAACCUCUGAAGCUGUUGGACCCUCCAAUCUGUGGUAACGGCUUUGUGGAGCCGGGAGAGGAGUGUGACUGCGGCAGUCCAGCGGAGUGUGCCAGAGAGGGGGAUAACUGCUGUCAGAAGUGCACUUUGACUCAAGGCUCGAAGUGUAGUAACGGACUCUGCUGCAACAACUGCCAGAUGGAGUUCAUGGGAGUCGUGUGUCGAGAUGCAGUGAAUGACUGUGACAUCCCAGAAAACUGCACAGGAAACUCCAGCCAGUGUCCACCAAAUGUGCACAAGAUGGACGGCUACACGUGUGAGAAGGAUCAGGGUCGCUGCUUCAAUGGAAGGUGCAAAACAAAAGACAGACAGUGCAAGUACAUCUGGGGAGAGAAGGCAACAGCGGCCGACAAGUUCUGCUACGAGAAGCUCAACAUCGAGGGGACGGAGAAAGGCAACUGUGGGAAAGACAAAGACACGUGGAUCCAGUGUAACAAGCAGGAUGUUCAUUGUGGCUACCUGCUGUGCUCCAACAUCUCACCGUCACCACGACUCGGAGAGCUGCAAGGGGGGCUGACCUCGUUCUCCGUGGCCCGACACAGCGCGUCUCUUGACUGCAGCGGUGCUCACGUGCUGAUUGAUGGAGACACUGAUCUGGGAUAUGUCGAGGAUGGGACGGCCUGCGGGACGGACAGCAUCUGUUUCAAUCACAAAUGUCUCCCAAUCCAACAGUUCAACUUCAGCACGUGCCCCGGGACGACUGACAAGAGUAUCUGCUCUGGACACGGGGUAUAUACAUACAGUGAACACACACACAUACAAUCUAACGGGCUGUCACACUCAUGGAGUGAGAGAAUCCCAGAUGCCAAACACAUUUCCGACAUCUGUGAAAACGGGCGACCGAGGAGCAACUCGUGGCAAGGAAAUCUGAGCGGGAAUCGUAAGAAACUGAAAGGAAAGAAGUUCCGUGCUCGCUCUAACUCCACAGAGACGCUAUCCCCCGCCAAGUCUCCCACUUCCUCCACAGGAUCCAUUGCAUCCAGCAGGAAGUACCCGUACCCCAUGCCCCCUCUCCCCGAUGACCAGAGGAAAGCCAACAGGCAGAGUGCCAGGCUGUGGGAGACUUCAAUAUAACAGCCGUAUCAGCCACUCUGCAAAAGACCUAAAGGAACUACACUUGUCUCUCCUUUUCUAUGAAUGACAAACACAAAAUGAAACAAAAUUGACUCUAGGCGACUAAAGAGAAAGAGAGAGAGAGAGCCCCCAACUAGAGUGGAAACAGGCAGAGGUGUGUGUGAGUCGGUGUGUACAAGCAUCUCUGAGGCCGUCGAGCCAGACGUUCAGUGGAUCACUACAAGAUGACGCUAGAGUGCACACGGGAAAACCAGCUCCACAUCCACUCCAGACCAGCUGGAGCUGAGACUGAGCUCUUCCAGUCUGCUCAGGCCUCACCAACAGGCCUCACUAAUGGGACUCCAAACCCCAACCUCCACCCCCCCCCUUUCCCACAAUCCCUGAAACCUUGACACAUCCUCCACAGCUUGGCUCACAUCACACUCAUUUCAACACCCACCGCUCCAUGAGUGGUUCCAAGCUCAGCAGAACCAGAAGUGGGUCACGGCAUCGCUGGAUUCGUCGGAUCAUUUUUGACGCACGUGAAAUCACUGUAGAAACUCCCAACACUGUAUGCAUGAGACAACCCCGUUUAUCAGCAACCUCCUCCGAGCGAAAAGACGAGAAGAAGAGCGAUGUGAGAGGAAAGCAUGCGAGGGGGCAGUGAUUUUAUACCGUCUGUAGGCUUAGAUGCUUUCUCUCCACUAUAGGUAACUCAUAUUGUAUCACCACUUAUAACCCAUGACAUGGACCCGACCCUGCUCCUCUUCCUCCCGUCCCUCGGUUUGUUUGUGUAAAUAUGUACAGUGAAAUACAAAGAGUAUGUUUUUGCUUUUUUUUUGAAAGAGGAAGGUAUCCUCCUCCUGCUGUGUUGUGUUGUAGACAGAAGCAGAUCUCUGUAGAUGGGUGUCGAGACCUCCCCACUCGUCUCUCUGUCUGUUUCAAACUUUCUCCUCCUCAUUUCUUUCUUCCCUCCCUCUGGCUUUUUUUCCCCAUGCGACUGUGACCUCUAUAGCUUUCUCCAUCCACAGCAGAAUGUAACGUGUUCUCUAGUUUUCUCAAUAUUAGCACUAGUGUCACUUAUCUCUGGGAGAAACACACAGACGUGAAGAGGAAGUAUAAAUUGUGGCACAGUGAGAAGUUGAUUUAGCUCAAUUAGUUUGACGUGCCAUCCCUGUGUGAGGUGAAUGGUCUGAGAUGUGUUUGGUGUAGUUAUAGAUAUUCCACUUUUCACUCACGUGGCUUUUGGAAGGUUUUCCCAUCGAUGGUGUUAAGAAGUUGAGAGUUUUCCACGAUUCAACAUUUGGAUGUUUGAGACCGAACGUGCGAUGAGAUCUGGAAACCGUGAUUGAAAUGUGCAUUUUGGAUUUAGCUGUUGAUGAUUGAAAUAUUUAGCUUGUAAAUGAGUAACUAUGCUGUACAGUGCUUGCUGUUCGAGCUUGUGAAGACCAACAGCAUGACAGUUCUAUAUCAAAUUAAGUUAUUUCUCUGGUAGGCUGUUUGUAAGAACAUAACGAGAAGGAAGCAUGUCACUGAAAAGACCUUUAUUUCCCCCCCCUCACUGCUACUGCUUAAUGGGUUUGUGCACCCGCAGACUGUCUCAGGACCAGUCAUGGCAGGAAGUCACAGGGUUGAGACGUGAUUGAGAAUGGACAUCUUUAGAUAUUUAAGUUGGAUCUUUGUGGAGAAUAAUCUCAUAUCAGCAGGUUCUCUGUACAGUUACAGCUCGUUGUUCUACCUUGUGUAGAAACUGUCGUCUUAAGGGCCUCACGUUUGUCAUUCUACCGUCGUUUCGUUUUUGUUCUGGUGUUGGCACUUGUUCAUUUGUAAUUCAUGUAUGCAUUAGGACUGUAUAGGUAAUAUGAUUGUCACAAUAUUGGACUAAUAUUGCUUCUAGUAUCUUUUUUUAAUAAGUACCUUUGUAAUGUUCACUUUUUUCUCAGCAUUAUGUACAGCAACUACUCCGACAGUUAUUAAGUGCAUUAUUGUAAUUCUGUGUUAAUGAGUUUGAAAGGAGAGAUGAAGGCUUUUCCCUUUUUUUUUUUUUUUUACACAUUCUCUCCUUUGGCAUGUGCUGAUCAGUAUCUGAUAGGUUUUGGACACACGUGUUGUAACUGAGGUCUGAAUGAUUUGCCUUCAUCCAGAGCUUUUUAAGUCUUUGCUCUGGUUCUUCAGCGUCCAGUGGCGCAGGUUGUAAUCUUCUUAACAUCGUAAUACUGUGCUACAGCGAGACAUUUUCUCCUGGUGUCACCGACGUUGCACUGGAUGAUGGGACCACGCAGGCUGCAGUCACUUCUGAUUGUACGGCUGUCAAUCUUUCCUGUAAACAUAUCAGCCGUUGCCUACCUGCACACGUUGGGUGGACUCUGGCGAACGCCUGCACGCAUGAGCUGUCUGUCUCUGUGUGGCCAGAGACUUGAAUGUAUUUGUGUACUAGAGCACACCCACCACCGAGUCUCCCCCACACUGUCCCAUCCCGCCAGGACACAUCGGCACUCCGCUCCAGGAACCUUAAAAAAACCACACAUGUUCUAGUUCAGAUCUAAAUACUGCAGUUGCUGUCAGUUUUUAAUUUUUCCUUUCAAAAUUUUUGCCUGUAUGCUGUACAUACGAUGAUGCAAAAAUCAAUCCCCUUAUUUUUUCCCCCCUCUUAAUCAUUCAGUAUUGUAAUAUAUUUAAUAUAAAAUAAAACUUUCAUCAACA
Messenger RNA from Paralichthys olivaceus (Japanese flounder), 5423 nucleotides. The record is from RefSeq and is a predicted model, not a curated record. NCBI's taxonomy places the organism in Eukaryota, Metazoa, Chordata, Actinopteri, Pleuronectiformes, Paralichthyidae.